Choloepus didactylus (southern two-toed sloth) is the source of this 4219-nucleotide messenger RNA. RefSeq names its product delta like canonical Notch ligand 1 (gene DLL1). The record is from RefSeq and is a predicted model, not a curated record. Bases 1332 to 3521 code for a protein of 729 amino acids. The transcript is spliced from 12 exons. Gene Ontology annotation, cellular component: membrane. NCBI's taxonomy places the organism in Eukaryota, Metazoa, Chordata, Mammalia, Pilosa, Megalonychidae. Gene Ontology annotation, molecular function: calcium ion binding. Gene Ontology annotation, biological process: cell communication; Notch signaling pathway; multicellular organism development.
UUCCAGAAACUACGCUUCGCUCCUUGCCGCACUUCGGCCCACCUCUCCCACUUCUGUACCUCUCGAACCCUCGCUCGCCCCCUCCCGCGCCAACUGGCGACACCUCCCGAGGAAGAGGCUACCCCGGGAGAAGGGGCGCGGCUCCACGGAGACUUCGGGGGGAGCCCCUGGAGGUUGCUCCCCGCACCCCACCGUUCCGCCUGCCCUGAGCUCCAGGCAUCCUGUGCGGGGCGCGAGCUGCCCGAGUCCCCCCCGGGGCGGGCCAGCGCCGCGGCCACGGAGGACCUCCGGAGCCAUGCCCGCGGCGCAGAAGUUGCUCGCGGUUUCUCGGCUGGGGAGGAGGAGUAGCGCGCAGCUCCCCCCGCGCUUCCUUGCGGCCGGCGGAAUAUAAGCGCGGCAGGCGCCGGGCAAGAGUCAGAUCCUCAGCGCUUUCCUCUCGGAGAGAGACCCAGACAAGCAGAGAGCAAAGAUCACGCACAAGAAAGGACGGCGGCAGCCAGCAGGCGCCGAGAUUUCCUCUCCACGACACCGAACCACUCUCCGAUUUUGUGUGUGUCUUUUUUAUUUCGAUGUGGUUGGCUGGAUUCCUUAAAAACGCGCGUAGCUUGCCGGGGGCACGGGAGAGACUCACCGCUGCCGAGUGACACCUCCGGCUCGCGAUCCGCAAGGGCGACCGCGCCGCGUCCCCCUUGCCCGCACACCCCACACGGCAGUCCGCCACCGACGGUCCCCCCGCGCCCGCUCUCCCGCAGCCACCGGGGAUUAUCACCUCGCCCAUAGGGAUUUCCAGAUCGCUGCUUUGUAAUCUGCCUUGGGAGGAAGGCUCUGCAGUUCUCUUGGGAAUUAAGCUCGCUCUCCGGACGCUUUCUCUCUCCCUCGCUUUUUAUCCCCCUCCCUCUGGAGAAGCUUAAGACAAAACCCGGAAGAGACGACCCUCACCUACCCGUGGAUUGGAAGAAAAAGGAGGAAAAUCGAAAGUUGCUGCUGCGAAUAUUCAUCUCUUAAAACAAGCCUUUUUCCUUUUCCUUCCACCAGCGCUGCUGUCAGUUCCCGAAAGGGCGUAUCUACAGCGACCGCAGCACUCCGGCAGGAGAGGGAGAGAAAGAGGCAGAAACGGACUCUUGAAAGCACAAGAAAAAAGCAAAACAAAUCCGAAUUAUUCCCAGCCCGGGGCAGAAUAUUCUCUUUUUCUCUGUCCAGGCUUGAAUUUCAUUUAUCCUCCUUUCAUUCCCUACCGUUUUAAGAAGAGGAAAAAAAAAAAAAGAAAGAAAGAAAGGGAGCGGGGGGAGGCAGAAGGAAGCAGAAAAGCCAGCGCGUCCGGCGCGUCCACCAUGGGCCGCCUGCGUCUGCUGACCCUGGCCAUCAUCUCGGCCCUGCUGUGGCAGGUCUGGGGUUCGGGGGUGUUCGAGCUGAAGCUGCAGGAGUUUGUCAACAAGAAGGGGCUGCUGGGGAACCGCAACUGCUGCCGGGGGGGCGCGGGCGCCAGCGCGGGGUCGGGGCUGCUGCAGUGCGACUGCAAGACCUUCUUCCGCGUGUGCCUCAAGCACUACCAGGCCAGCGUGUCCCCCGAGCCGCCCUGCACCUACGGCAGCGCCGUCACGCCGGUGCUGGGCGUCAAUUCCUUCAGCCUGCCCGACGGCGCGGGCAGCGGCGACCGCGCCUUCAGCAACCCCAUCCGCUUCCCCUUCGGCUUCACCUGGCCGGGCACCUUCUCUCUCAUCAUUGAGGCCCUGCACACAGAUUCUCCUGAUGACCUCACAACAGAGAACCCCGAGCGGCUCCUCAGCCGCCUGGCCACGCAGAGGCGCCUGACGGUGGGCGAGGAGUGGUCGCAGGACUUGCACAGCAGCGGCCGCACCGACCUUAAGUACUCCUACCGCUUCGUGUGCGACGAGCACUACUACGGGGAGGGCUGCUCCGUCUUCUGCCGCCCCCGAGACGAUGCGUUCGGCCACUUCACCUGUGGGGACAGAGGGGAGAAGGUCUGCAACCCGGGCUGGAAAGGCCAGUACUGCACGGAACCAAUCUGCUUGCCAGGAUGUGACGAGCAGCACGGAGUCUGUGACAAGCCGGGGGAAUGCAAGUGCAGAGUUGGCUGGCAGGGUCGCUACUGUGACGAGUGCAUCCGCUACCCCGGCUGCCUCCACGGCACCUGCCAACAGCCGUGGCAGUGCAAUUGCCAGGAGGGCUGGGGAGGCCUCUUCUGCAACCAGGAUCUUAACUACUGCACACACCACAAGCCCUGUAAGAACGGAGCCACUUGCACCAACACCGGCCAGGGAAGCUACACUUGCUCUUGUCGACCUGGGUAUACGGGCGCCAACUGUGAGACAGAGAUCAAUGAAUGCGAUGCCAACCCUUGUAAGAACGGAGGAAGCUGCACAGACCUGGAAAACAGCUAUUCCUGUACGUGUCCACCUGGCUUCUACGGCAAAAACUGUGAGCUUAGUGCCAUGACCUGUGCCGAUGGCCCUUGCUUCAACGGUGGCCGGUGCUCGGACAACCCUGAUGGAGGAUACACCUGUCACUGCCCUGUGGGUUAUUCUGGCUUUAACUGCGAAAAGAAAAUUGAUUACUGCAGUUCUUCACCCUGUUCUAAUGGGGCUCAGUGUGUUGAUCUCGGCAGUUCCUACCUGUGCCAGUGCCAGGCUGGCUUCUCAGGGAGACACUGCGACGACAACGUGGACGACUGCGCGUCCCUCCCGUGCGUGAACGGGGGCACCUGCCAGGACGGCGUCAACGACUACUCUUGCACCUGCCCCCCGGGGUACACUGGCAAGAACUGCAGCGCCCCAGUCAGCAAAUGCGAGCACGGCCCGUGCCACAACGGCGCCACCUGCCACGAGAGGAACCACCGCUACGUCUGCGAGUGUGCGCGGGGCUACGGGGGCCCCAACUGCCAGUUCCUGCUCCCGGAGCCGGCCCCGGGCCCCGUGGUGGUGGAUUUCACUGAGCGGUACCUGGAGGGCCAGGGCGGGCCGUUCCCCUGGAUCGCCGUCUGCGCAGGGGUCGUCCUGGUCCUCGUGGUGCUGCUGGGCUGCGCCGCCCUGGUGGUCUGCGCCCGGCUGCGGCUGCAGAAGCGGCGGCCCCCCGCGGACGCCGGCCGGGGGGAAACGGAGACCAUGAACAACCUGGCCAACUGCCAGCGGGAGAAGGGCAUCUCGGUCAGCAUCAUCGCGGCCACGCAGGUCAAGAACACCAACAAGAAGGCGGAUUUCCACGGGGACCACAACGCGGACAAGAACGGCUUCAAGGCGCGCUACCCGGCCGUGGACUAUAACUUGGUGCAGGACCUCAAGAACGAAGAGCCCGUCAGGGACGAGCACGGCAAGGGCGAAGCCAAGUAUGAGCCCCACGGCUCGGCGGUGGAGGAGAAGGGCUCCUUGGCGCUCAGGGGUGGAGAAGCAUCUGAACGAAAAAGGCCGGACUCUGUCUAUUCCACUUCAAAAGACACAAAGUAUCAGUCAGUGUAUGUCAUAUCAGAGGAGAAAGACGAAUGCAUCAUAGCAACUGAGGUGUAAAAUGGAAGCGAUAUGGCAAAAUUCCCGUUUCUCUUAAAAUAAGUAAAAUUCCAAGGAUAUAUGCCCCAACGAAUGCUGCUGAAAGAGGAGAGGGAGGCCCCGUCAUGGACUGCUGCUGAGAAACUAAAUUCAGACUGAGCUGGUUCUCUUCCUGAAGUUAGCAAAAGUGACUGCAAAAACGAGCUCGGCACCAGGCUUGGGUUGGUAUUCAAGGAUACCUGUUGCACUGCCUUUUUAUGACUUUUCCAUUGCACUAUGGACAGUUGCUUUUUAAAAAAUAUAUAUUUAAAUGAAUGGACUUAAUUACUACAUAAGAAGCAUGCACUGCCUGAAGUGUAUAUUUUGGAUUCUUAUGAGCCAGUCUUUUCUUGAAUUAGAAACACAAACACUGCCUUUAUUGUCCUUUUUGAUACUAAAAUGUGUUUUUUUCUAGGUGGAAAAGAAAAUGUGUGUUAUUUUUUGGAUUUGUAAAAAUAUUUUCAUGAUAUCUGUAAAGCUCGAGUAUUUUGUGAUGUUCAUUUUUUAUAAUUUAAAUUUUUGGUAAAUAUGUACAAAGGCACUUCGGGUCUAUGUGACUAUAUUUUUUUGUAUAUAAAUGUAUUUAUGGAAUAUUGUGCAAAUGUUAUUUGAGUUUUUUACUGUUUUGUUAAUGAAGAAAUUCCUUUUUAAAAUAUUUUUCCAAAAUAAAUAUUAUGAAU